AUUAAUAAUAAAUACAAUCAAAUACCAGCAAUGAGUUGGAAAUUAAAGAAAACAUAUCGCGAAACGAUUGACAAAUUAGAAACAAACAAAUCAAAUGAGUUUGACUUUGAAAAGGCCAGACAUGAGGUCUUCAAGUUUGGUAUUUCCGGUUUAAGUCAUACCGAUAAACGAGAGGCCAAAAUAGCUCACGCCAUAAGUCUCGGUGCCGUUGCACGAAAAGGCAAAAACAAGAACUAUAAGCAAUUGACAGAAGAAAGAAAAGCAGAGAAACGUAAACAAAAUGAAGACAAAGAGCAGCAAAGCACACAAAUGUCACACAAGACAAGCAUUUAUAAGAAAAAGAAAUUGAAAUCAACUAAAAAUCCAAAUGAUGUAAAAGGUUUUGACUAUCAGAUCGGAAAAUACAGAAAUGGCGUCCAAUUUGUGGAUAAAAAGCAAAUCAAGUCAUCGCGUCGUAAAAAAUGAUAAUUUUUUGUUUUGUUUUAUUAUUAUAAG
Oppia nitens is the source of this 495-nucleotide messenger RNA. RefSeq lists its product as uncharacterized. The transcript is spliced from 4 exons. The record is from RefSeq and is a predicted model, not a curated record. Lineage: Eukaryota; Metazoa; Arthropoda; Arachnida; Sarcoptiformes; Oppiidae. The coding region runs from base 31 to 465 and encodes 144 amino acids.